This is a messenger RNA of Lathyrus oleraceus (garden pea), 1699 nucleotides long. RefSeq lists its product as uncharacterized. Gene Ontology annotation, biological process: defense response. The record is from RefSeq and is a predicted model, not a curated record. Bases 137 to 1288 code for a protein of 383 amino acids. Lineage: Eukaryota; Viridiplantae; Streptophyta; Magnoliopsida; Fabales; Fabaceae. The transcript has a single exon.
UAGAAAAACAAAGAAAUCUAUCGAGAAAGACACUUUCAAUAUUUGACGGCGGCGGGUUAGUGGCAAACCACCACACCACCUAACCGGCGUAACCAAAAACCCCCGCGCUACGUACGUCAAAACAAUUAUCAAAACGAUGUCGUCUUUAUCAUAUUCCUCACCGUAUCAACUAUUAGAAAUUAACGUCAUUUCAGCUCAAGAUUUAUCUCCUGUUUCGAAAUCUAUCAAAGCCUAUGCAGUCGCAUGGUUAAAUCCAGAACGAAAAUUAGCCACACAGAUUGAUCAAACGGGCCACACCGAUCCUACGUGGAACGAGAAAUUCGUUUUCCGCGUCGACGAUGAGUUUCUCGAUUCGGAAAAUUCUGUUAUCAUGAUCGAGAUAUAUUCUUCCGCGUGGCUCCGUGAUGUCCUCGUCGGAACCGUCGCUGUUCUCGUUAAUAACCUCAUCCCGCCGGGAACUCGUUCCGGUAACCGGAAACCUAAACUCCGUUUCGUCGCGUUGCAGAUUCGUAGACCUUCCGGUCGUCCGCAAGGGAUUCUUAACAUCGGCGUUUCGUUGCUUGAUAGCACGAUGAGAAGUAUGCCGUUGUAUUCGGAGUUGAGUACUUCGGAGGUUGGAUUAUGGGAUCUAACGGAUUUAAAUCCAAACAAGAAGAAGAUUAUCAACAAUUAUGAUAAUAAUUUAACCACAAAUUCGAAGAUGUUAACUUUUCAACGUUGCCAGAGCGAGAAAAACGAUUCUACGAUUAACGAUUAUUCAUAUUACGGUGCCGGAAAAAACGGUUACAAUGGUUAUGAGGAUUCUGAAGUGAGCACGGUGGUACAGAGAAAAUGUGGAAACGAGGAGUCGUUGUGUUCUGAUGUUGGACCUUCGCCUUCGGUUGUUGCGGCGGCGAUAGCUAAGGGAUUGUAUCCAUUACCGGCGAGGAUGAGGACUGUGGAGAGGGAGAAACCGGUGGUUGAUGAAUGGUCCGAGAGUAACUGUACGGAAGGAAUGAAUACGAAGAUGGAAAGGUGGCGAAAUGAGUUGACGCCGAUGUAUAAUAAGGAAGAAUGCGACGAAUUGGAUGAGGAGAUUAAGAAGAAAAUGUUGGCGAAGCAAACGCCGAAGAGGAUUGGGAAAACUCCGGGACGGCCACCGGUGAGUAGGAAAGGGAAGUUUUCGUGUUUCGGAACGGCGUUUGGGUGUGAGUUUUCGAUUUCUUGUGGAGGGGGUAAUAGGAAAAAGAAGGGUGAUAAGACUAGUCUUAAUUCUUCUGAACUAACUUAUGAUGAAUCGUUUAUAUGAUGGAUAAAAAAAUUCAAUUAACUAAUUAUAAAUUAAUCAUUCUAAACUUAAAUUUAAGUGACAUUUGAAUUAACAAAAAUUGAAUUAAUAAUUUAUAAUUAUGAAAUCUGUUUGAUGUUUAGAUAGGAGUGAGUUUUAUGUUGAUGGUGAAGGAAUUAUUGAUUGGGUUGGAGACUUGUUUUGCACUAUUAUGCUAAAUGUAAUUGGGGUUAUUGGCAUGUUCAUGAAUUCAUGUAUAAGUAGAAGAAGGACUAUGCAUGAUAUGCUAGAAGGAUGUCUUCUCGGAUCGAGUAGAAAUGGGAGUAGAUCUCAUGUCAUUCUUUUUUUUCUUUCUUUUAUCUUUUGUUUUGUUUUUGUGUACAUUGGCAUUCAAAUCAAUUGAAUGAGUUAAGUGUAACUGGUUUUUUUGUU